Morus notabilis is the source of this 720-nucleotide messenger RNA. RefSeq names its product LOB domain-containing protein 29. Gene Ontology annotation, cellular component: nucleus. The transcript has 2 exons. Bases 1 to 720 code for a protein of 239 amino acids. The record is from RefSeq and is a predicted model, not a curated record. NCBI's taxonomy places the organism in Eukaryota, Viridiplantae, Streptophyta, Magnoliopsida, Rosales, Moraceae. Gene Ontology annotation, biological process: positive regulation of DNA-templated transcription; hormone-mediated signaling pathway.
AUGACGAGUUCUGGUUCUCCUUGUGGAGCCUGCAAGUUCUUGAGAAGAAAAUGCGUUAGAGGUUGCGUUUUCGCGCCUUACUUCUGCCAUGAACAAGGUGCUUCUCACUUUGCAGCCAUUCAUAAGGUCUUCGGUGCAAGCAAUGUAUCUAAGUUGCUUGCUCAUCUUCCUGUGAGCGAUCGUCCCGGCGCUGCAAUCACCAUCUCCUAUGAAGCUCAAGCCCGGCUCAAAGAUCCUAUUUAUGGCUGCGUUUCGCAUAUAUUUUCUCUCCAACAGCAGGUGAUUAAUUUACAAGCACAACUAGCUUUGAUCAAGGAACAAGCAGGAGCUCAAGGUUUUCAGAACGGCUCUUCCAGUACUGCAAACCCUAACGAGAGGUAUAACAAUGGAAGACAAUAUCAGCAAGUAGAAGAUCUCCAGAAUUGGUUUCAAUCAGAAAACUCAAACAUGGUGCCACAAUAUAGUCCGAACCUGACGAACGAAGCCUCGAUGAUGCCACCAUACUUUGAGAGUAAGCCAAUGUGUUCUAACUCUUCUGGAAGUUGCGAGAAUAUUUCGAUCUUUGCAGAAGAUCAAAAUGGCUUGUACGGAAAGUACGACGAGGCUUAUCACUUCAUGUCUUCAUUGGACAACUUGCAAACAGUCAACAGGCAAAUGGGUUUUCAGGAGUACCCCGACGAACUUCAGUCAAUGCCUUUUAGCUAUACCCGGCAUUCAUGA